Messenger RNA from Macadamia integrifolia, 2340 nucleotides. RefSeq names its product transcription initiation factor TFIID subunit 9-like. The record is from RefSeq and is a predicted model, not a curated record. Gene Ontology annotation, biological process: RNA polymerase II preinitiation complex assembly; DNA-templated transcription initiation. Gene Ontology annotation, molecular function: transcription coactivator activity; protein heterodimerization activity; RNA polymerase II general transcription initiation factor activity. Gene Ontology annotation, cellular component: transcription factor TFIID complex; SAGA complex. Bases 1656 to 2201 code for a protein of 181 amino acids. NCBI's taxonomy places the organism in Eukaryota, Viridiplantae, Streptophyta, Magnoliopsida, Proteales, Proteaceae. The transcript has 3 exons.
UCCUCUCAACAAUCAAAUGCUUCAGAAUAUUUCUACCCUUUCUCAACCUUGGAAUGUCUGAAAUUUCAGUUUUUUGUUCAACCCACUGCAGCAGGGACACUAGCACACUCAUUAUCAAAACUGAAGUUGUUUUUUGUUUGAUUGAUUAUUGCUUUUCAAUUUAUCUAUAAGUCAAUCGAUCAAAUGUUUGAAUGCUCUGUGUUGAUGCUCUGUUCCUACUGAAGAUAAUCUGUUCCACCCCCCAACUGGUUUUGGUAAUGUGUUUGUUUGAUUAUUGCUUUUUGAAUGCUCUGUGUUGAUGCUCUAUCCCCACUGAAGAUUCUGUUCCACCCCCCAACUGGUUUUGGUAAUGGUGGUGGUGUGAUAGGAACUUUCUCUAGAUAAGUUGUUGAUAGCUGAGUCCAUGGAUAACUGUUAGCGGAUGCACAAACCCAGGAGGACAGAAGUGAUAUGGUUGUAGCUGCAAGCACAACCCACCGAUUAUGAAAACAGGAAAAGGAUACAUUGAUAGGGGAAGGUGGGAACUAAAGCCAUCGAGAGGAAUGAGAGAGGUCCCCUUAGUAUCAUUUCUCCUAUUAGCUAUGAUAUCAAUAUAGGUUGAAAAACCAGCAAAGCAGCCUUUGCUUGGCUAACACUGCUUCGUACUUAUGAAGAGAAGGGCAGCUUUGUUAGAGGGAGUUGGGUAUUGGUGGUCCAUAUUCUACGUACACAGAAGUGUUGAUGUGCAUGUGUCACUAGUAGCCAUUACUGCUAAGUCAACGCAGAGCUUUAUGGAGAUCAAACCAUCAGUUUUUUGUUUCUUUUACCACAAUCAAAUAGGUAAUAUGUUGCCUUUCCAAUAUUUGGCUUCAGCCAGUAAGGUCCAUGCACUCCUUAUAUAUAUUGAGAAUAUUCAAAGUGAAGAUCUCUCCUUUUCUUUUUUAUGGUAUUUCCUUGACCACAUGUGCUCUUAUAUUUGAUGUGAUUGAUUGCAAUGCCCUUCCUUAACAUUACUACUCUGUAGGUUUGAUUUGGAGUGGCAAAAAAUGAUACGAUGGUGCACUUUUAAUCAACACUGUCCCACUAAAACCCACCCUUGUGACUUAACUUUCUGAAUAAAAAAAUAUACCUUGAAGAAUGGUCAUGACAAACUUUCAUGACAUUCUCUAGAUGCAAAUACAUUGAGAAUGAGCUAUUGACCUUGGUUGACUCCAGAGAUAACCCCACUAGACCUGAUAACAUUGGUGUUGGACUUGGUUUUACUUUUAAUUUGCUUAUAUGCUUGUUUCUACUCAUUUCAAGCACCUUAGUUGGUAAAUGAGAAAGAUUUUGAUGUGCAAACUGAUGCACUGAUGUGCAGACAAUCAAUGAAUUCACUUAACCUAUCUCCUUCAAUGUAUUACAUAAUUCUCCUUCAUCUUCUAUAAGGAUUGAAUUGAGAUGAUCUUUCUUCGUUUUCAUCUUCAUUUUGUUGUUAGUAGGCUGGUGGAUAAAACUGUUUUGAGGUCAGGUCUGUGGCAUCCAUCGCUGGGUGACUUCUGGUUUUUUUUUUUUUUUUUCCAUACAGAUAUUAGUUGAUUCGGAAAGGAAAAUGAUUUGUAUUUUUCAGUUAAUCGAGAAAGUGAAACAGUGCCUUAGGACAGUUGACAUACUAGAAGGUAAAAAACUAGCUACUGAUGGCAGAGAGGGAGGAGGGAGAUGAGGAAUUGCCAAGGGAUGCAAAGAUAGUGAAAUCAUUGUUGAAAUCAAUGGGUGUCCGGGAAUAUGAGCCUCGUGUGGUGCACCAGUUCCUUGAACUGUGGUAUCGUUAUGUUGGUGAUGUUUUGACAGAUGCCUUGGUGUACUCCGAGCAUGCUGGCAAGCCUGCAAUUGACUGUGAUGAUGUCAAGCUUGCCAUCCAGACAAAAGUCAACUUCAGCUUCUCACAACCCCCUCCUCGAGAGGUUCUACUCGAGUUGGCUAGGACCAGGAACAAAACCCCAUUGCCAAAGUCUAUUGCUGGGCCAGGGAUCCCGCUCCCACCUGAACAGGACACAUUGAUCAGCCCAAAUUACCAGCUUGCGAUGCCCAAGAAGCAAAUUUCUCAAACAGUUGAAGAAACAGAGGAAGAUGAAGAGGCAACUACAACUAACCCAAAUCCUCCCCAAGAAUCAACAACAGACAUGCAGAUGCAAACUCCCCAAAAGGUGUCAUUUCCCCUUCAGGCAAAGCGUCCAAGGUAGGGUUGUCGACAGUCAACUAGACAGCUUGUUCAUUAAUUUGGUUUGAGCAGUCAGCACUGCUUGUUUAUGGCUAUAUGUUCUGUAUAUUAUAUAGGUAUUAUGAAUAUUUAUUCUGAAUAAAAGUAGGUGAGUUUUCAUA